UUGUCACCUACUCCUUUCAUACUUGGUACUCCAUCCCUUCCCUUCUCUCUUUUCUCUCUCAAAGCGCAACACAACAGCAAUAAUCAGAGCAGCGCAAUUGAAUUCACCAAAAUGCGAAUACUGUGUUGAACUCCGUUCCGUUGAUUCGCCAUGGACAAGCACAAGUGCAAGCUUUGCUUCAGGAGCUUCUCCAAUGGCAGAGCCUUGGGGGGUCACAUGCGCUCUCACAUGAUGAACCUUCCUCUCUCGAAGCCCGAAGAAGCGUCACCGCGAACCAUCCAACUCAGCUUCGAAGCCGAAUCAGCUUCUUCUUCUUCAUCUUCAUCAUCCGAUGAUGACGAAGACGGUGACAAGAGUCUCUGUUACGGCCUCAGAGAGAACCCCAAACGAAGCAUUCGCCUCGUCGAUCCCGAAUUCUCGUUCGCAGCUGCAGAUACUGGCUCCGCGAUCGUCCAUGACAGAGAGAGCGAGUCCGAGUCAUCCAAGAGCAACCCAACUCGUAAAAGAUCCAAAAGGCCAUGGAAUAACAAUAAUAAUAAUAAUAUUAAUAGCAACAAUUAUUAUUAUUAUAAUGAUCUUAAUAAUGAUACUAACAAUUAUACCACCCCCAGCAUCAAGAAGCAAGUUUUCGGAACCGAACAUGAAGCCCUGAUGAAGAAGAAGAGUAAGACAGAUUCGUGGGUGGAUCACGAACCUGCGAGCUCGGUCUCCGAAGCAACUACCGAGGAAGACGUGGCGUUUUGUCUGAUGCUGCUUUCCAGGGACAAAUGGAAGCGACAUAAGGACCAACCGCAAUUCAUGGAGGUGGAAGAUCAAUACGAGGAGGAGGAAGAGGAGGAGGAGGAAGAAGAGGAGGAAGACGAAGCGUUCGAGGAGAGCGAGGAAUCCCAAGAGACGAUGAAACUGUGCAAGAACCGAGUACGAGGAAGGUACAAAUGCGACACGUGCAACAAGGUGUUUCGAUCGUACCAAGCUUUGGGGGGACACCGAGCGAGUCACAAGAAGAUCAAAGUGAACGUGAAAGUGGACGGUGAAGAAGCGGAAGUUGAGCACAGGAAGAAAGGUGGGACGUGUGGCGUGGAGAAGAAAAUCCACGAGUGCCCCGUUUGUUUCAGAGUCUUCGCUUCGGGUCAAGCACUUGGUGGACACAAGAGAACCCAUGUUACUGGGUCAGCACCCGCAACAGUUCCAUCAACUUCAGCAAAGUUUGGAAACAGCUUCAUAGAUCUCAACCUGCCUGCUCCGAUUGACGAAGACGAGGCUAGCCAAAUCGAGAACUCUGCUGUUUCCGAUGCAGAAUUCGUCAAAACCCGAUAGGUAAAGGAGAAAGGAUCAAAUUUUUUGGUGCUCAGAGAUAAAUUUAUUUUUGAUAAGUUUUAUAUAUGUUCUGCAAAUUAGAUAAUAUGGUUACUCUAUAUUAUUCAUGUAAUGUUAUAAAUUAUAAUCAUAUAAUUCUUCCAAGAUUCUAACCGUAAUGCAGUUCUUCUGAUCUGUCCUGUAUCUCUGUAAGAAAUGUCAUAAGGAAUCAAUCAAUGGAGGAUUCGAAAGUUA
Molecule: messenger RNA, 1551 nt
Organism: Vigna unguiculata (cowpea)
Lineage: Eukaryota; Viridiplantae; Streptophyta; Magnoliopsida; Fabales; Fabaceae
Product: zinc finger protein ZAT9 pseudogene
Source: RefSeq, a predicted model, not a curated record